Grammomys surdaster is the source of this 1221-nucleotide messenger RNA. Its product is annotated as vomeronasal type-2 receptor 116-like. Gene Ontology annotation, cellular component: membrane. Lineage: Eukaryota; Metazoa; Chordata; Mammalia; Rodentia; Muridae. The record is from RefSeq and is a predicted model, not a curated record. Gene Ontology annotation, biological process: G protein-coupled receptor signaling pathway. Gene Ontology annotation, molecular function: G protein-coupled receptor activity. The annotation marks the transcript as partial. The transcript is spliced from 3 exons.
AUACCAGCAAGAAGAUAUGAGGAUUUUUUAGUAAUGUUUUUUGCUACUGAUGAGAUCAACAAGAAUCCUUAUCUGUUACCCAACAUAUCUUUGAUAUUCUCCCGAAUUGUUGGCGUCUGUGAAGACACUUUUGGACAUCUGGAUAAACUAUAUGAAACACAACACAAUAAUUUUGAUUUUAUUAAUUAUCACUGUGGUAUUCAGGCAAUUUGUGAUAUACAACUUACUGGACCAUCAUGGAUAACAUCCUUAAAAUUGGCAAUUUAUUUUAGGACACUGAAGAUUUUCUUUGGACCAUUUAAUCCUAACCUGAGUGACCAUGACCAGUUUCCCUAUCUCUAUCAGAUAGCAACCAAGGACACACGUUUGUCCCAUGGCAUGGUCUCCUUGAUGCUUCAUUUUAGAUGGACUUGGAUUGGACUGGUCAUCUCAAAUGAUGACCAGGGUAUUCAGUUUCUCUCAAACUUGAGAGAUGAAACGCAAAGGCAUGGGAUCUGUUUAGCUUUUGUGAAUAUGAUCCCAGAAGAUAUGCAGAUAUACAUGACAAGGGCUAAGAUAUAUGAUAAACAAAUUAUGGCAUCAACUGCAAGGGUUGUUAUUAUUUAUGGUGAAAUGAACUCUACCCUAGAAGUCAGCUUUAGAAGAUGGGAAUAUUUAGGUGCACAGAGAAUCUGGAUCACAACCUCACAAUGGGAUGUCAUCAUAAAUAAAAGAGAUUUCAGCCUUGAUUUCUUCCAUGGGACUGUCACCUUUGAACACCACCACAGUGAGAUUGCUAAAUUAAGGAAUUUUAUGCAAACAAUGAACACUUCCAAGUACCCAGUAGACAUUUCUAAGUGUAUGCUAUGGUGGAAUUAUUUUAAUUGUUCAGUAUCUAAGAACAGCAAUAGCAAAAUGGAUCAUUUUUCAUUCAACAAUCCAGUGGAAUGGUUGGCACAGCACAAAUUUGAUAUGGCCCUGAGUGAAGAAGGUUACAAUUUGUAUAAUGCUGUGUAUGCUGUGGCCCACACAUACCAUGAACUCAUUCUUCAAAUAGUAGAAUCUCAGCAAAUGGCAGAACCCAAAGGAGUGUUCACUAACUGUCAGCAGGUGGCUUCCAUGUUGAAAACUAGAGUAUUUACUAACCCUGUUGGUGAACUUGUGAACAUGAAUCAUAGGGAAAACGAGUGUGCAGAGUAUGGCAUUUUCAACAUUUGGAAUUUUCCACAAGGUCUUGGAUUA